AUGGUUAGUGGCAAGGAGGGGCCGAGCCCUCUGGAGGAUCUGGAGGAUCAGAAACGACGCGACGAGGAGCUGGGCAACUUGCUGGAGAAUGCCUUCGAUGAUCUGGAUGAUGACGAAAGUACAAUCGACUCGACUACGAAUUUCCAGUCGGGUUUGAUGCCCAAACAGCCGCACCACCAUCAUCAGCAAGGCUACACACAGCCAACAGCAGAGGAGGACCACCACCACCAUCGGCUUGCCAACGAAAUUCAAAAGCUAAAAAUCAUGCUGGAAUCCCAGUCACAUGAGCGCGAUCAUUUCGGUCAGCAAGCAACAGAUGCCCUGAAAAAGCUUGAUGAAGAGCAAAAGCGCGGGCGUAUCUUGCAGGCGGAGCUGGAUCGGGCACUUCGCGAGAAGCAGAAUACCCAUGAGCUGCUAGUAGACACGAAGGCGAAAUGCUCCAACCAGGAGAGCACCAUGGAGAAGCUACGGGAGGACAAGAAACGUCUGGAGGAGGACAACACCCGGCUGGAGGGGCAGCUGGAGAUGACACGGGCGAUGGUUUCCGAUCUAAAGUCAAAGUACGACAUGGUGGAGCGUGAUGCCCACAAGCGGGACGAUCGCAUCGCGGACUCCCGCAUCAGACAGUUGGAGGAGCAUCAUCGCGCCCAGUGCGAUCUUCUGCAGGAGCAGCUCAGCCAAGGCACUGAUCAGCUGAACAAAAAACAUAACGAACUGGAAAAAAUGACUGCUCGCUACAAUGCCCUGCAGUCCAACCUGGAGGCCACGCUGCGGGAAAAGGCAGCCACGAUCAAUGAGCUAAACGCUGCCCUGGAUGUGGCCCAGAGUCGGUGCCAGCAGAUGGAUGGGAAGCCCAACUACGAGCCAGAGUGCACGCGCCAGCAGAACUACAUUAGGGAGCUGGAGGCCAAGAUCGCUGCCAUGGAGCAGACCAUAGCCCUGCUGAACGGGCACCUCAGUGGGACCACAGCAGAGCUGGAUCUGAUGGACACGCUGCUGCAGCAGAACCAAACGGACGAGUCGUCCACUGCUCGCUUGAGUCCGCGGGCUGCUUCGACGCGUUUGGUGGGCAGCACGCCACUCAAUCCCGUCGAUCGCAUUGGCCACAUCAAGCAGGAGCUCUACCGAGCACUGGCCAAUCUCAAGAACAUGAGGGAGGAGGUGCGCAAGCUGGAAAAGCUGCUGGAAGAGCGCAACCACGAGCUGCGGCUGCUUCGCGGGCAGGAGAACCAGUCGCUGGUGCAGCUUGCCACACUAAAAGAGGACAAGAUGCGGCUGGAGAGCCGCGUUAAGAACAUGCAACAGGAGCUGGAGGAACUGGACCGAAGAUCCAAAAAUGAUUCAAAACUACAGGAGGAGGUAAAUGCCUUGAUGGCUGAGCGGGAUGCGGUGACGGAGCAUCGCCAGAAGAUCGACAUCCAGCUGAAAAAGGUUCAGGUCGAUCUGGAGAGGGUGAACCAAGACCACGAGAGCCUCAAACAAAACUAUGAGCAGCUCCUGCAGGAUAACCGCCAGCUGCGAUCUCGUGACACAACAGACAACCUGCGUCUGGAACUGGAACGACACAAGAUCCUGCUGAAGGAUGCCCAAAGCGAGGUGGAACGGCUGAAGAAACUCUACGCAAAUAUUGCCAACGACAAGGAGACGCUCAGCUACGAGCUUCGCAAGCUGCGCGACCUGGACUCUGUCAAGGAGCUUCAGGAGCAGCGCCAGCAGUUGGCCAACCUCCAGCGAGCCGUGCAAAUCGCGGAGCUCAAGUCGGGGGAGCUGGCCAGCAUUCUGGAGACUGAGAAGCUCAGCCACCAGCGAGAGCUGCAGGCCCUGCGCGAUAAAUGCGAGCACGAUAAGUGCGAAGAGGUGGCCGUAGCGGCCAAGGAGAGCUCCGCGAACUGCAGCAAAUGUGUGGAAAAGUGGUCCGAAAUCACAAAGGCUGAGAUCCAAAUGCUCAAGCUCCAGAAUAUCAACGCAAGGCAGGCCAAAGAGUUAAAGCAGCUCGCGGAGGAGCUGGAGCAGUCCAAGGCCUUCCAGACGGAACUCGAGGAGAAAGUUGAGCAGUCCAUCCAGCAGGAGAGUCUCCUCAAGGAGCUCAAGGACAAGGCCAAGCAAAUGGAGGAAUACAUUAGGCAGCAGGAGGAGGCGACUGCGACGGCCGAGAAUCAGAAGAAGACGGCAAGUCCCCCCGGGGGUCCCUCGAUUGAGCUCGGCCAAGAGGGCAUCAAGCGCAUCGAGCAGCGCGUUCGUGACGAAAUGGCCAAACUGUUUGCGGUGGAGCUGAAGAAUUUCACUGCCCGCCUGCAGCAGUCGGAGGAAAAAAAUCGUAGCCUGCAGCGCAAGCACCAGUUGGUCUGCGGCGAGCUCCAGCAGCGUCAGAACGAAGUCGAACUGCUCAAGCAAACCAUACUGGCGGAGCGGGAGAAGAUCGGGGAAAUGCUGGAGGCGAAGGAGGAGAAGCAGAAGGCCAUGCUGCAGAAAUGCCGCAGCGAGAUUCAGGCAAAGAAUCAGCGCAUAGCAGAGCUCAUGCGGGCUCUGGACGAGCAGCAUGCAAGCAUCGACUCCGAGCGCAAGUCGAUGAAGGCAGUAAUGAAUCAGUGGGACGCACAGAAGCAGUCUGUGGAGCAGGUGGAACAGCACUGGCGUGAACAGUUGCAGAUGCUGCGCGAAACGCAGGAGGAGGCGAUGCGAACCGCCCAACAGCGCUAUCAGAGUGCCAAACGCACGGCCCACAACUACAAGCUGUACGCGGAAGACAAGGAGGCGCACAUGAAGCGAGAGUACGACCGCAUCAAGCACGAGUACGAAGUGUCGCUGGCCAAGAUCGAGCUCCAAAUGAAUCAGCGCCUGGAGAGGAAGGGUCGCGAGUCGCAUCGCGACAAGGAAAACCAGCCCAGCAAUAGUAGAUAGGUUUAUUUAUCGAAACCAAAUAUACUGGCUCUUCACAUUCCGACAUUCCGAAUGACAUAUUUGAUGCAACAUUUUUCUUGGAUUAUUCAGUACGAAGUAACCUCCAGUUAUCAUGGAGGCGAUGAUUAUAUUUCUGCAAUCCUGUGGCUCCAAUUGCUGAUCGAGCUUCUCCGUUUCCUGUAUUUCACUCGCCAAGCGUUUCGUUUUCAUUGCAAAUGCAUUUCGGUCUGCUUUUUUGCCAUCCACUGAUUCAGUGCUGCUCCCAUCUACUGGCACCCGGAUUCAUGGCUGGCAUAUUCUUCGUUAAGAGCCCGCUUGAUCUUAGCCAGCGACAGUUCGUACUCGUGUUGAUGCGGUUGUACUCUCGCUUCAUGUGCGCCUCCUUGUCUUCCGCGUACAGAUUGUACUUGGUUGCGGGCCGUGCGUAUGGCUGCCUGAUACCGUUGUUGGGCGGUUCGCAUCGCCUCAUGCCUUUCGCGCGGAAUCUGUAUCUGUUCACGCCAGUGCGGUUCCACCUGCUCCACAGACUGCUUCUGUGCGGCCUCCUGAGCCAUUACUGUUUGCAUUAUGGCUUGUUUGAGUUGUGAUAUAUUUCAAUAAUUAAUACAUUAAUUCCCUUGGAUAUAAAAUCUAGGCAAGUUUCAGUCUCAAAUAUUUUCAAAUACGUUUCAUUAAAUAUCCAAAGGAUCGGUCGAAGGCACACAUUUUACAUGUUCUACAAGCACGCCGGUUCGUAAUUACAACUCACAGAGAAAAUGGCAGACUACGCCAACAAUUAAGUCGUUUAUUUACAUCCGCUUUGUUUCUUCGUCUCGCAUUCGAGUACGAGCCAUUCAGUACAUUCGCACAUUCAAUUCAUGCUUCCAAAUGACUUCUGGCGGAGCAACAGAAAUAGAUUACAGUACUGCGGCAAAUGGUUUGCCGGGUUAGCUAGUAAAUAAAAUCAAAAAUAA
This is a messenger RNA of Drosophila obscura, 3854 nucleotides long. RefSeq names its product myosin-10 (gene asl). The transcript has 5 exons. NCBI's taxonomy places the organism in Eukaryota, Metazoa, Arthropoda, Insecta, Diptera, Drosophilidae. The record is from RefSeq and is a predicted model, not a curated record. The coding region runs from base 1 to 2901 and encodes 966 amino acids.